Messenger RNA from Girardinichthys multiradiatus, 12058 nucleotides. Its product is annotated as receptor-type tyrosine-protein phosphatase delta-like. The transcript has 48 exons. Gene Ontology annotation, biological process: protein dephosphorylation. Gene Ontology annotation, molecular function: protein binding; protein tyrosine phosphatase activity. The record is from RefSeq and is a predicted model, not a curated record. The coding region runs from base 798 to 6779 and encodes 1993 amino acids. Lineage: Eukaryota; Metazoa; Chordata; Actinopteri; Cyprinodontiformes; Goodeidae.
CAUCCCGCGGCUCCGCUCUCCUCUUCCUCUCCCUUUUCUUCCUCCAGCAGCCUCCGCGUCUGUGUGAGUGUGUGCAGCUUGGGAUGUAACAACAUGCUGGCUGCUACGUUUCCAUAGGAAAAGAAGAACCAAACUAAAAAAAAGAAAGCUCAGCUCUCUCUCAUUUUUUCGUCCGUCUUCUUGCUUCUCUUAUUGUCUUGCCGGCAGUGAUAAAGAGAGCAGUUAAAUCGGGGGGCCCUGUGUUUUGUUUUUUUGGAAUAAGAACAUAAGCAUUGCUGUUUUCUGACUUUGAGACAGAAGAAAGAACAGACUCAUCUGGAAUUUCCCAAAGAAUUUAUCCGGACGGCUUCGUCACCGGAGCUUUAAUGUUCUCCUUCCUGGGUGUCUAAUGUUACCAACUUUUCCACACUAGGGAAAUUCUGAGGAGUUCUGUUCUGUCUUCACUCUGUCUGAGGCAGCAAUCACAAUUGUUUGUUCCAAAAAGGGUGGGGGCCAAGGGAUCUUUAGUUACACUGGUGUGUCGGCGAGGUCAUCCUGCAGUAGCAGGACCAAUGCAUGGUGGCACCUGCAUGUGGCAACAGAGAAGCCUUGUUUCUCUUGUUCUCUUUCCUGAGAUGUCAACCACAAGAUGAGGCCUGCGGCAGAAUCCCACUUGAGUAAGUCAGAACUAUCCUCUUGACACAGCCAGGCACAUUGAUUAUAGGUCUCAGGAGAGAGAAUGUUCCAUGACUUUCACACCUUCAACCUCAAGCUCUUGAUCUGCCGGGAAGCUUGCUUGAGUGGUGAAAGAAAACUCCAUGAUGUUGAGAUCAGGGCUCUGCGGGGGCCAUACCAUCACUUCCAGCUGUGAAUACCCUGCAUCUGAGAAAUCAGACCAGACUGACUCACAGGGCUCUGUGAGCCAGUGCCACCGAGGCUGCCAAAGCAUGCUGGUGCCAAGCUGUCCCACCAUGCACAGAGCCAGACCCACACUGCUGCUGCUGCCGCUGCUGCUGAUCCAGGGUCUGCUCCUCCACCUCGCCGACGCUCAAACACCGCCAAAGUUUUUAAGAACCCCCAAUGACCAAACAGGCGUGCAGGGAGGCGUGGCGUCCUUCAUCUGCCAGGCCACUGGAGAUCCACGGCCAAAGAUUGUGUGGAACAAGAAGGGGAAGAAAGUCAGCAACCAGAGAUUUGAGGUAGUGAUAGAGUUCGACGACGGCUCUGGCUCUGUGCUGAGAAUUCAGCCGUUGCGCACGCCCCGAGACGAAGCCAUAUACGAGUGCGUUGCCUCCAACAGUGUUGGAGAGACGAGCGCCACCACCAGGCUGACUGUUUUACGUGAGGACCAGCUGCCCCCUGGUUUCCCCACCAUAGACAUGGGCCCCCAGUUAAAGGUGGUGGAGCGAACACGCACCGCCACAAUGCUCUGUGCCGCCAGUGGCAACCCCGACCCAGACAUCUCCUGGUUCAAAGACUUCCUCCCCGUCAACACCACCAACAACAACGGACGCAUUAAACAGCUCCGAUCAGAAUCCUUUGGUGGUACGCCAAUAAGAGGAGCCCUGCAGAUAGAGCACAGCGAGGAACCGGACCAGGGGAAGUAUGAGUGUGUGGCAACCAACAACGAUGGGACUCGCUAUUCUGCCCCAGCUAAUCUUUACGUCAGAGAGCUACGAGAAGUGCGGCGAGUCCCACCCCGAUUCUCCAUCCCACCGACAGACAAUGAGAUCAUGCCAGGUGGCAGCGUGAAUAUCACCUGUGUAGCUGUGGGCUCGCCCAUGCCGUACGUCAAGUGGAUGCUGGGUGCCGAGGACCUCACCCCGGAGGACGACAUGCCCAUUGGACGGAACGUCUUAGAGCUCACAGACGUGCGGCAGUCGGCCAAUUACACUUGUGUCGCCAUGUCAACACUUGGGGUGAUAGAGGCUGUAGCCCAGAUAACAGUAAAAGCACUACCCAAGGCUCCUGGCACUCCGGUGGUGACUGAACGCACAGCAACCAGCAUCACGCUGACUUGGGACUCUGGCAACCCUGAGCCGGUGUCCUACUACAUAAUCCAGCACAAGUCCAAGUACUUAGAUGACUUGUACAAGGAGAUAGAUGGCGUGGCCACCACCCGGUACAGCGUGGGAGGCCUUAGCCCCUACUCCGACUAUGAGUUCAGGGUGGUGGCUGUGAACAACAUUGGGCGAGGGCCGCCCAGCGAGAUCAUCGAGGCCAAAACGGCAGAGCAGGCACCCAGUACUGCACCAAGGCAGGUCCGUGGUCACAUGAUGAGUGCGACCACGGCAGUCAUCCAGUGGGAUGAGCCGGAGGAGCCAAACGGGCAGAUCAUGGGCUACAGGGUGUACUACACCAUGGAUUCCAGCCAGCACGUUAACCUCUGGGAGAAGCAGAUAGUUCGGGGAUCUAACUUUGUCACCAUCCAGGGCCUCAUCCCAAAUAAGACCUACUACAUCAAAGUGUUGGCCUACACCUCUGUGGGUGAUGGACCCCUGUCUCCUGAGCUGCAAAUCAUCGCCAAAACUGGGGUUCCCUCCCAGCCGACUGACUUUAAAGGAGAAGCCAAAUCAGAAACAAGUAUUUUGCUUUCAUGGAACGCUCCGGCACAGACGGGACUGGAAAACCAAGUGACCGGAUAUGAACUAAUGUAUAGAAAGAAGGAUGACAAAGAAGAGAAACGAAUCAGCUUUGAGCCAACAACCACAUACCUGCUUAAGGAGUUGAAGCCCUUCACCACAUAUACUUUUCGUCUGGCCGCCCGCAGUAAACAUGGAGUUGGAGCUUACACCAGUGACAUCUCUGCGGAAACUCCACAGACACAACCUACUGCCCCGCCUCAGGAUGUAAAGUGCCACAGCCCCAGCUCUACCAGUAUUCUGGUAAGUUGGCGGCCGCCGGCUGUAGAGCUACAAAACGGGAUCUUGACACAGUACGCCAUUCACUAUGCUGCCACUGAAGGGGAGGACACCGCCGCUCGCCAAGUCUCCGGCAUCCCUCCGGAGAGCUCCAAGUACCUUUUGGAGAACCUGGAAAAAUGGACUGAGUACCGCGUGACGGUCACUGCCCACACGGAUGUCGGAGCAGGACCUGAGAGCCUGCAGCAGCUUAUCCGCACGGAGGAGGAUGUUCCUAGUGGGCCACCUCGUAAAGUCGAGGUGGAGGCUGUCAACUCUUCAUCAAUUAAAGUGAUUUGGCGCUCACCGGUGCCCACCAAGCAGCACGGUCAGAUCCGAGGAUACCAGGUGCACUAUGUCAGGAUGGUUAAUGGGGAGCCCACAGGACAGCCAGUCAUCAAGGACAUCCUGAUUGAUGAUGCCCAGUGGGACUACGAUGAUACAACUGAGCAUGAAAUGAUCGUCACAGAGCUGCAGGCCGAGACCACAUACUCUAUUACGGUUGCAGCCUACACGACAAAGGGCGACGGUGCACGCAGCAAGCCCAAACUGAUCACCACCACUGGCGCUGUUCCUGAGAAACCUCGCCUUAUGGUCAGUACAACAAACAUGGGCACAGCUCUUCUCCAGUGGCACCCCCCAGCAAUAACCCAUGGGCCCCUGCAGGGCUACCGCCUUCGCUUUGGCCGCAAAGACGUGGACCCGCUGACUGUUAUAGAGUUCCCCGAGCGAGAGAACCACUACACCACCAAAGAGAUCCAUAAGGGAGCCUCAUACACAUUCCGCCUUUCAGCGCGCAACAAGGUGGGCUUCGGGGAGGAGACUGUCAAAGAGGUCACCACUAACGAAGAAGUACCGAGCGGCUACCCUCAGAACAUUAAAGCAGAGGGAGCCAGCACCUCCACAGUUCAGGUCAGCUGGCAGCCCGUUCUGCUGGCAGAGCGAAAUGGUCAAAUAGUGAAAUAUGCUCUGCAGUACAAAGACAUCAACAGCCCACGUAGUCCGUCAGAACUCUUCAUCACUGCCCCGGAAUCAACUGUCCUCCUAGAUGGGCUCAGGGCAGACACUACUUAUGAUAUUAAAAUGUGUGCCUUCACCAGCAAGGGCUCUGGUCCCUAUAGCCCAAGUGUCCAAUUCAGAACACAGCCUGUGGAUCAAGCAGUGUUUGCAAAAAAUUUUCACGUGAGAGCUGCUAUGAAGACGUCAGUGUUGCUUACAUGGGAAAUUCCAGACACCUACAACCCUGCACAACCUUUCACUAUCCUCUACGAUAAUGGGCAGAGUGUGGAGGUGGAUGGGAAGUUAACACAGAAGCUUAUCACGGGACUUCAACCGGAGACGCAGUACUCCUUCCUGUUGACCAACCGUGGGAACAGCGCCGGAGGUCUUCAGCAUCGCGUGUCUACCAUGACAGCCCCAGAUGUCCUCCGCACCAAGCCCUACAUGAUUGGGAAAACAAAUUCAGAUGGGAUGGUGACCGUAGAGCUCCCAUCAGUUCAAACGUCAGAGAGAGUUAGGGGUUAUUACAUUGUGGUUGUACCUCUGAAGAAGCAGCGCACAGGGAAGUUUUACAAUCCCUGGGACAGUCCUGAUGAGAUGAAUCUGGAGGAGCUGCUGAAGGAGAUAAACCGAACGAGCAGAGGCCUUCGCUUCCAGAGGCAUGUCGAGCCCAAAGCCUAUAUAGCUGCACACUUCAAAGACCUGCCCAAAGAGUUCACCCUAGGAGAUGGAAAGAUCUACGGCGACUUUGAAAACAAGCAACUCCACAACGGCCAAGAAUACAUAUUCUUCGUGCUCGCCGUGCUGGAGAUGUCUGAAAAUAUCAUGUAUGCCACCAGCCCGUACUCUGACCCAGUUGUUUCAGCAGACCUCAAUCCCCAACCAAUCAUGGAUGAGGAGGAAGGCCUCAUCUGGGUGGUGGGGCCCGUGCUGGCAGUUGUCUUCAUCAUAUGCAUCGUUAUUGCCAUCCUUCUUUAUAAGAGCAAACCAGACAGAAAAAGAGCAGAAACCGAAGCCAGAAAAGGUAGCCUUCCAAACAGCAAAGAAAUGCCUCUUCAUCAUCCGACUGAUCCAGUUGAGCUUCGACGUCUUAACUUCCAAACACCUGGUUCAGGUGCGCCCAGUCACCCCAGUAACCUCCAUUUGUCAAGUAUGGCGAGCCACCCUCCAAUCCCCAUCAUGGAGUUGGCUGAUCACGUAGAGCGACUGAAGGCCAACGACAACCUCAAGUUUUCACAGGAAUAUGAGUCCAUUGACCCUGGUCAGCAGUUCACUUGGGAGCACUCCAACCUGGAGGUCAACAAGCCAAAGAACAGAUACGCCAACGUCAUUGCCUACGAUCACUCCAGAGUCCUACUCUCUGCUAUUGACGGAAUCCCUGGAAGUGACUACAUCAAUGCCAACUACAUAGAUGGCUACAGGAAGCAAAAUGCCUACAUUGCCACCCAGGGAGCUCUGCCAGAGACGUUUGGUGAAUUCUGGAGGAUGAUCUGGGAGCAGAGGAGUGCGAUCAUUGUCAUGAUGACCAAACUGGAGGAGAGGUCAAGGGUAAAAUGUGAUCAGUACUGGCCCACAAGAGGAACAGAGACAUACGGUCUCAUUCAGAUAACGUUGCUGGAUACAGUAGAGUUGGCCACAUACUGCGUCAGGACAUUUGCACUUUUUAAGAAUGGCUCCAGUGAAAAGAGGGAGGUGAGGCAGUUCCAGUUCACUGCCUGGCCAGACCACGGGGUACCGGAGCACCCCACGCCGUUCCUAGCCUUCCUGAGACGGGUGAAAGCUUGCAAUCCUCCAGAUGCGGGGCCUAUGGUGGUGCACUGCAGUGCCGGGGUGGGCCGCACAGGCUGCUUCAUUGUGAUUGAUGCUAUGCUAGAACGUAUCAAACACGAGAAGACCGCAGACAUUUACGGACAUGUGACGCUCAUGCGCGCCCAGCGCAACUACAUGGUGCAGACAGAAGACCAGUACGUCUUCAUACACGACGCACUCCAGGAGGCCGUCAACUGCGGCACCACCGAAGUGCCCGCCAGAAACCUGUACGCCUACAUCCAAAAACUGACCCAGAUAGAGGGUGGAGAGAAUGUCACCGGCAUGGAACUUGAGUUCAAGCGUUUAGCCAACACUAAAGCCCACACCUCACGAUUCAUCAGUGCCAACCUCCCCUGCAACAAGUUUAAGAACCGCCUUGUUAACAUAAUGCCAUACGAGUCCACACGAGUGUGUCUUCAGCCCAUCCGAGGGGUGGAGGGCUCAGACUACAUCAAUGCAAGUUUUAUUGAUGGGUACAGGCAACAGAGAGCUUACAUUGCAACACAGGGACCACUGGCGGAAACCACAGAAGACUUCUGGAGGAUGCUCUGGGAGCACAACUCCACCAUUGUAGUCAUGCUGACCAAGCUCAGAGAAAUGGGCAGGGAAAAAUGUCACCAGUACUGGCCAGCAGAGAGGUCAGCCAGAUACCAGUACUUUGUGGUGGACCCCAUGGCCGAGUACAACAUGCCCCAGUAUAUCCUGAGAGAGUUCAAAGUGACUGAUGCUAGGGAUGGACAGUCACGAACAGUAAGGCAGUUUCAGUUCACUGACUGGCCUGAACAAGGAGUGCCAAAAUCAGGAGAGGGUUUUAUUGAUUUUAUCGGCCAGGUUCAUAAAACAAAAGAGCAGUUCGGCCAAGAUGGUCCCAUCUCAGUCCACUGUAGCGCUGGAGUUGGCAGAACCGGAGUUUUCAUUACCCUCAGCAUCGUCUUGGAACGAAUGAGAUACGAGGGAGUAGUAGACAUCUUUCAGACAGUGAAAAUGCUACGGACACAAAGACCAGCGAUGGUACAGACAGAGGAUCAAUACCAAUUCUGCUACAGAGCCGGCCUGGAGUAUUUGGGAAGCUUUGAUCACUAUGCAACGUAAAACACCCAGUAUUGGAAGACAAAAGUGGAGGGCCCUUUGGGAGAAAAAAGAAAUCCAAGCGAGCCUCUCUUCUGAGCCAUAAAUUCCUGCUUGAGAAAGUACUCCUUAACUCCUUGCUAACAAUUCAUUAAGUGUUGGAUGUGCGACAUGACUCGUCAAAAAAUGAAAAGCUGAUUCCUGGAGGACCAAGUAAUUUCCACAACAAGCCCAAAUAAAACUAACCUUGCCUUGAAACACAAGCGUGAAGGGGGGAAUCCUGACUGUUGAAGCAUCGUAGGGAAUUACCUUUUCUUUUUUUGCUUCAAGGAUUCAUUUUGGGGCUCGUAAAACUAAAUGAAACCAACGCAAGAAAAAAAGUAAAUGAACAAUAAUGACGUUGUCAGAAAUGCAUCAGUGAUUAUGACCCAUAACGAGAGACAAUGGAGGCACACAGAAAUGCAGGGGGAAGCAACUCAAUGCACAUUGUACAAAAAGGAAAAAAAAAAACAAAGAGGAAAACAUCAAAUCUGUUUCACAAUCAAGUCCACACAUCACACCAAGAAGACAACGCUUGGUCCACAGGAGCAGGACAGACAAAGUAAUAAUGAAUAUAUAAAUAAAUACCCCUUUUAUCCUGUCACAAUGUUGAUUCAUUUCAGUUUUGGGGAGAGGGUAAAGUUUAAAAUACAAAAGUAUUGAUUUAGUUUUUUAUUAUAAAGUUGAUGUGCUUUUUUUGAAAUGUCUUUUUUUUUUCUUUUACAGAGAAAAAGCGUUAUGCCAUUUUUUUAAAGCUGUAGAACUGUUCUAUUGUACGUGCUGUUUUUGCAGAGAAUCCACUUGCUCAUUUUCAUGCACUUCAAAAUCCACACCAUGCAUAAUGUAACUUCCUUCAGGAAUGUUUUUGGAGGGGAAUUUUAGUCUGAAAUUAUUCCUAUUUUAAUUUGAGUUUGUUAUUCACAAUCACUCAUGUGGUAACCUGAUUACUUCCAUUAGAUUAAAGGGCAUAUAUCAUCAUUUUCUACAACUUUUCCUUUUCAACUGUGUUCAGGGUUGUAGCUUAAGAUAGUAAUAUUAGCAUGUCCGAAAUAUGUAAAAAAGGGGAAAAAAAAAGGAUGAGAGAAAAAUCGAGCACAAUGCAGCCGAGAAGGCAGCUGAAAGUUGCCUAAGAGUGAUGACAUCAUGUCUGGAAUGCCGAACCCAGACGUGCCAUCAACAUCUGCCCAAGACAAGAGUAGUGAUCGCAAAAUAAACCUCAAGCACAAAAAAAGUAUGCUGAGACUUGCUUGCAAACUUAACAAACCGGCACCCUACCCAGGGAUGUCCUCAGGCGUUAUUCUGAUGACACAGUCUGAAGCUCUGCUCAAGUCCAUCUUGACCUUUGACGUGGUGGAUUGAAAAUAAGUUAACAUACUAAUGUACAGUCCGACAGCAGCUGCAGUCACAUCCCUUCAUUUGGCUCAGAAACAUUUGCCACGACUGAGGCCAUUCAUUUUAGCUAUACAUGCAGGAAGAUCAUUUGGGGAGAGCAUUUAUUGAUUCAAUGCAAUCUGCAAACAUCUUUAGACGACAAAAAAUUUGAUAUCACAGUAAAAUAAUGCCUUUUCUUACCUGAUAAACUUUAAGCUCAUAACCAACAGCUGGGGUGGCCUAAGAAGUCUGGAUGAUGACUCGCUGCUCAAGCUAUCUAUUGUAGCUGUACCAUGAAGUGCGUUGUGUCCUCAUUCCUCAGGUUUGGGUUGUGAUGUCACUUAAAUCCAAUAUAGCAUUUUGUUUUUUUACAGAAUUCUGGCCCAAAAAGUAUUUCCACCAGAGACUGUUUUCACCUGCAUUUAUCUCCCAUGUUUCCUGCAUAGAUGAUCUUUGAAGCAAAAGUGCCCACUCCAUUCUUUGUGUGGCCAAUAAAUUGCCACACAUCAAAUUGAGAAAUUCCUGUUGAAAAACAUAUUUUUUUUCAAUUACAGACCAUUACAGACACAACAUCAUCAUCCAUAUAUUGUAGUGCCUUCCUGUUUUAGUGGGCGUGACUCAGAAGGCUCAUUUUGUUUUAGACAAUUGUAUUUUAAAAUUAUUCCGAAAGGCCAAUUUUGAUUUGUUUUAAACUUGGAAGAUUUUCAGAUUUUCUAGCUCUAAAGUAUGAUGAUAUAUGCCCUUUAACCGGGGCCUUGUGGAAUCAACAGGGGUGAGCAAAGUAUGAAGUUGCUGCUACCGAUUAUCUUAGUUCUUCCAUGUUACAAUGAGAAGAGAAAACUUGAUGAAUUUGGUAUAAUAUAUAACUAUAUACUGUCAAAUAUGUGAAAUAUGUAUAUCAAAGUAAAGACAUAACAUUAUAUAUAAAGUAUAAAGUUUAAAAGUAUAUAAAGUAUGGAUUGUGUUUGAAAGCCUUUAAGCAGGGAGUUGUGUGUCAUGAGGGGAAAUGGAGAUUUUUCACUGGAAUGCACAUCAGUAAAACAAAACUGUAUUCUGAUUCAGUGCAUCUUUUCUUGUGCAAUAAAUGUGUUUUAGAUUUAGAUUUUUUUUUCCUUUGUAUAUGUGGAGAUGUCAUUAACUCAUGACUUUCUUAUACACUCCCACUCCCAACAACCAGGUGGCAGUCAAAGUGUUGCCGGUUACAUUUUGUUUUAAAAAAAAUAACUCUAAGCCAGUUUGAAAUUAGAGGCAGUCACACUCCACACAAUAAAGGAAGGUAGAAAGACAUCACCUUAUUCAAAUAAGAUUAAUAGGUUUAUUUCUUUUUGCAUCUAGAGUGCCUUAUAUUUAUGCCUGUUUUAUAAUGUUUUAUUUACCAUUCAUGUAUCCUUUAAGUAACCUGUGCAUUUAGUGGAAAUUAAAAUGUAAAGUUUAUGUACCUUCAGUGUUCAUUUGUCACAUACAGUAUAUAUAUAUAUAUAUGCAAAUUAGAACAUUUUAAGGGUCAUAGUUUAACUUUCUUGUGGCGUUACAGAGGCUGAGAGAAUCUGACCAAGACAACCACUACAAACAUUUUAAAAGUAACUAACAUCCAAAAAGACAAACUACAAAAAAUUAAUUACACAGUUAGUGGAGGGAACAUGUUUCAGAAGUAAACGGGAUGAGAUUUAAAAAGAUUAAUUCACAAGCGGAUAUGACAAACACAAGUUGUCAAUGACUGGCUGCUUCUUUAUGCCUUUUGUCUUUAUACACGACACCUCAGAACAAAUUUAGAGACAAAACAUCUCUGUUACCACGACAAUCUUAAACAGGUUCUUAAACUGGCUUGAGCAGCAUUACUUAUUUCUCCCCAGGGGGUUUUACCACCAUACUUAAAGAACUGACGGCAUUGUAAAAUUGGUCCCAACUCUGGUCAAGAACCACUUUUGUCAUGUCAUUUUUCUUUGUACUGGAAAGGUUUUUAUAGAAUCUCCCUAAGACAAAAACUAACAAAACACUUAGCUUCAACAUCGAUAAAGAUUUGGUGAGCUCGCCUUCUCCUACCUUCUGCUUGUUUUAUUACCACCAGUCAUAGUGAAUAUAGGGCCGCACAAAGCAGAAUUCCACAACUUCUUGGGGUAAGAAAAGGAGCCAUCUGCCAUGAAUGUUUCAUAAUUUAAAAGAAUUCCUUAUAAUCCACUGAUAGGUUACUAUGUGGAAAUGUGGAUUUGUAAUCCCAAAAAAUAUGAUAUAUCAGGAUCUGAUCCCAGAAUGCAGCGGGCUCAUAAUUACUUAAGAUGGAUUGAGGAUCACUGUCUUAUCUAAUCUAAGAGUUGGUGGGCCAAAAUAAGGACUGGAACCAAAAUCACAGGAAAUGGGUUGGGUAAUUACAAUUUAUUGCCAUAAUAUACAAAGAAAUGCAGUAAGUAUAUAUGAUAUACAAAGUUUACAUGGUUAGAAAAGUGGCCAGUAUGAUUAAAAAAAAAAUUCUGUUCUAUUGCUACAAACUAUGACAAUAUUUUCCUUUUUUUACCGUCACACGAUAUCCCCUCCUCUCUUCAUGAGCCUUAGUAUCUCAGCCAACAAAAAUAUACAUCAUAUUCAUCAAACUAACUCUGACCCAUUUAAUUGCAGUUUGAAGCACUGUUUAUAAAUACCGAUCAAAGCUCAUAAAUGCCAUUUAGCAUUGGAAAAAGAGUUCACAAGCACCACGUGUUGUUUAAAACGCCAUUGACAAAUUAAGCUGGUGAUAUCAAGGCAUCUUGUUUGCAGGCAUAGUGAGACUAAUACAGUAAUCUCCCAAUAAUCUGACCAUUUACAGAAAUUGAGAGGAUCAAAUGUUUGCAAAAAAGAAUAGCCAAAUCAGUUUAUGGGUUCUACUGAGGACACCAGAUGUCAAACUUUCAUUCAAUGUUAAGGCUGCACAAUAAACGCUGAAAAUUGAUCACUCAGCUCUAUUCUGUAUCUUCUACAUUUAAAUGAAAAAUAUUUGUUUUUGGGUGGUGUGAAAAGCUGGCUAUCUGACUGUGGAAAAAUGAAAAGUUCUUUACCAGUUUAGAACCAGUUCUACCACUAGCUUGGGUGGAAAACCCCUAUCUGAUGGCUUUGUGGAUGUGCAUUCCAGGUGCUUUAUUUUCCCUUAUUAGCAAAAGCAGCUAUGAGUUUUUGUUUUUCUCCUUUUCCUGAUUGUUUUGUCACAAUAGUCUCGGAACAUGUUCAUGUUUUUCCUCAUCUGAUUCUUCUUAUUAGCUUUUCCAUAUGCACGGUAAAGAACUGCAAAGUGGCUAAAACUCAGCCAAGUAGGAAAGACUUGCACUUUCUCUUAUCUUUGUACUAUGCACUGCCCUAUUGAUUCUGAACCCAAUAAUGUAUUACUUGAACCCAUCUCUUAGAAGAAAACUCCACAGACAUUCACUUUGUGUGUAUGUAAAUAACACAGAAAAAGGUAUCAACUUGUGGAAAAGACAAAAAAUAAGCAAAAAGAGUUUGUGGCACAGAAGAGCAUUUGCUCUGAAGCCACCAUGGCUUACUCCAGCAGAUGACUUCAGACAAAUCUGUCCCCCAAUCAUCUGUUCUUGUGGCUUUGCCAUUUGAGCUUGGAGUGUCAUUACCAGAAAUAAACAUUGUGUUCUCUGCUCUCUCUAUCUAUCUCUCGUCUGGAUGCAUAGACUGAUAACUAAAUAAUGAAAUUGUAAAAAGAAAAAAAAAUAUGGCUUGUUAAAAAGAUUAUACGAUUACCUCUGAUUAGUUGUAAGCGUAAACCAUUUCUUUUUUCUGAAUGAAAGGAGUGCUUUUUAUUUUCUUACUUAGGUUACAUUGGUGGACAAAGAAGUCUGUAAGAAAACCAGUUCUUUGCUGACACGAGUUCCAUUUGUUAUAAAUGAAUUCUAUUAAAAAAUGUCAGUGUUUAUGCA